Molecule: messenger RNA, 5965 nt
Organism: Bicyclus anynana (squinting bush brown)
Lineage: Eukaryota; Metazoa; Arthropoda; Insecta; Lepidoptera; Nymphalidae
Gene: dom
Product: helicase domino
Exons: 5
Coding region: 649-5937 (1762 amino acids)
Cellular component (GO): Swr1 complex
Molecular function (GO): ATP hydrolysis activity; ATP-dependent chromatin remodeler activity; ATP binding
Source: RefSeq, a predicted model, not a curated record
UUCGGAAUUCUGUCCACAGAACACUAAUACUCCUAACGGAUUCUGUCUGAGUGAGAGUGAGACAAAAAAUAAAAAUUAUGUUGUAGAAAAAUCAAAUAAGUGAAAUUUCUAUGCAAUUUAUGUAAAUAUUAGUAGAUGAAUUGAUACGAUUUCAAAAUAAAUAAUAAAUUUAAAUUAACAUCGUGGAAUAUGGUGUGUUUAAAUAAAUAAUCGUCGAUUUAAAGUCGUUUCUUUCAGUGCAAUCUUAGCCUCUUUCGAAUCUUGAUUCAAUAUGGCUGACGCCGGAUUGAGUUUGUCAAAAGCAGUUGUUUACGGCGGCGUAUACAGGGUUUACACUUACAGUACUUUUGAAUGUUUGGUUAAACGGAUUGUAUUCAAGGCUUUGUCGUUUAACAGAUAUUAAAAUCUAAUUUAAUUUACAUUUGAAAAACAGUUAUAAAUAAGACAAAAAACAAAUAGUAAAUAAAAAUAAAUUAUAAUUACCACAUUCCGCCUAGUGCAGUGAUCUCUUAGCGCACGGUAAAGUUGACUUGUGGGAGUGUGCCUGGGGCGCCGGCCCGGAGUGCGCAUGAAGCUGUGACCAGUGCUGGGAUUGCAGCUGCAGUGCACACAGAGCAUGGGAGCCGGUUUCGCCCGCAAUGUUGCAGCAUGAGUGCCCGCAAUGAGCCCGCCUCGCCCUUCGAAGUCAUUUCUACGCUGCCACUCAUGGGCGUGGGACGCGGCGGCGCGGGCGCGGGCGCGGCGGGCGAGCGCGACGAGCCGCCGCGCAAGCGCGCCAAGCCGCCCGACGACGCGGCGGCGCUGCGCCAGCGCGUGCUGGAGCACAAGCUGCUGCGCCUGAAGACGCUGCGCGAGCGCGUCACGGAGCAGCUCAGCGAGCUGUACUUCCUGCAGGCGGGCGGCAGCAUGACGGACUACGCGGCGUGGCGCAAGCGGCCGCCCGCGCCGCCGCUGGCCGCCUUCCUGGAGGCGCGCCGCCCGCCGCCGCCGCCGCCGCCCGCCGCGCCCGACGAGGCGCUGCAGCAGGCGCGCCAGGAGGCGCACGUGGCGGCGCGCGUGUCCGAGCUGGCGCGCGCCGGCCUGUGGGCGGAGCGCCGCCUGCCGCGCGUGCUGGAGCCGCCGCGCGCCAAGGCGCACUGGGACUACCUGCUGGAGGAGAUGGCGUGGCUGGCGCAGGACUUCGCGCACGAGCGCAAGUGGAAGAAGCAGGCCGCCAAGAAGUGCGCGCGCGCCGUGCAGAAGCACUUCCAGGAGCGCGCGGCGGCGGCGCAGAAGGCGGAGAAGGCGCAGGAGCUGCAGCUGCGCCGCGUGGCCGCCUUCGCCGCCAAGGAGGUGCGCACCUUCUGGGGCAACGUGGAGAAGCUGGUGGAGUGGAAGCGCGUGCGGCGCGUGGAGCGCGCGCGCAAGGAGGCGCUGGACGAACAGCUCAGCUACAUCGUGGACCGCACGGAGCGCUACUCGCGCCAGCUGGCCGCCAACCUGGCGCCGGCCGCGCCGCGCGACGACGACGCCGAGUUCGAGCCGCGCACCGACUCGGACGACGACGAGGAGACCAUCGCGGCGGCCGAGCGCGAGCGCGACGCGGACGCCGAGCGCGACGAGCUGGAGGCGCUGCGGCGCGAGUCGGCGCUGGCGCUGGGCGAGCUGCUGCCGGCCGGCUACGUGCCGGCGCACUCGCCGCCGCCCUCGGACUACGGGCCCGACUCGGACUCGGCCGACGACGAGCACAGCAUCGCGCGCCAGGAGCGCCGCGAGCGUCCCGGCGCCGCGCGCCAGGAGCUGCGGGCGCUGCGCCGCGACGCCGACCUCGACCUGGAGCAGCUGCGGCGCCGGUACGCGGCCCGCGCGCCCUCCGACGCCGAGUCCGAGGCGUCCGACGCGUCGUGCUCGUCCGCGGGCUCGUCCGCGUGCUCGUCCGCGUCGUCCGCGUCGUCGGCGGCUUCCGCGGCGUCGGCGCGGCUCGAGGCGCUGGUGACGGAGGCGGGCGCGGGCGCGGAGGCGGGCGCGGACGGCGGCUCGGCGCGCGUGGAGGCGGCGGCGUCGCUGGCGGCGUCGCUGCAGCCCACGGGCACCACGCUGUCGGACACGGUGGUGGGCACGCCGGUGCCGCGCCUGCUGCGCCACGCGCUGCGCGAGUACCAGCACGUGGGGCUGCACUGGCUGGCCACCAUGCACGCGCGCCGCCUCAACGGCAUCCUGGCCGACGAGAUGGGGCUCGGCAAGACCAUCCAGAGCAUCGCGCUGCUGGCGCACCUGGCGCUGGAGCGGCGCGACUGGGGCCCGCACCUGGUGGUUGCGCCCACGUCCGUGGUGCUCAACUGGGAGAUCGAGUUCAAGAAGUGGUGCCCCGCCUUCAAGGUGCUGACGUACUACGGCACCAUCAAGGAGCGCAAGCUCAAGCGCGUCGGCUGGACCAAGGCCAACUCCUUCCACGUCUGCAUCACCUCGUACAAGCUGGUGGUGCAGGACCACCAGAGCUUCCGCCGCAAGAAGUGGAAGUACCUCAUCCUGGACGAGGCGCAGAACAUCAAGAACUUCAAGUCGCAGCGCUGGCGCACGCUGCUCAACUUCCAGACGGAGCGGCGCCUGCUGCUCACCGGCACGCCGCUGCAGAACAGCCUGCUGGAGCUGUGGUCGCUCAUGCACUUCCUCAUGCCCGACGUGUUCGCCUCGCACUCCGAGUUCCGCGAGUGGUUCGCGCCCGUGGCCGGGCUGGCGGCCGGCGCGGCGGCGCGCGAGGCCGAGGCGCGCCUGCUGCGCCGCCUGCACGGCGUGCUGCGCCCCUUCCUGCUGCGCCGGCUCAAGGCCGACGUGGAGCGCCAGAUGCCGCGCAAGUUCGAGCACGUGCUGCUGUGCCGGCUCGCCAAGCGCCAGCGCGCGCUCUACGACGACUACAUGGCGCGCGGGCCCACGCGCGACAGCCUGGCCUCCGGCAACCUGCUCAGCGUCAUCAACGUGCUCAUGCAGCUGCGCAAGGUGUGCAACCACCCCGACCUGUUCGAGCCGCGCCCCGUGCAGGCGCCGCUGCAGCUGCCGCCGCUGGCGCUGCGCGUGCCGGCGCGCGCGCUGCUGCCCGGCGUGGCGGCGCGCGCGGCCCGCGCGGCGCGCCUGGGCGGCGACCUGGCCUCGCUGGAGGCGGCCGGCGCGCACGCCUUCGCCGCGCACCGCGCGCGCCACCUGGCGCCGCCGCGCCGCCUGGCCGAGCUGCCGCCCGCCGCGCCGCCGCCGCGCCCGCCGCCCGCGCGCCUGCGCCUGCACCUGCGCCUGGUGCCGCGCGCGCCGCCCGCCGCCGCGCCCGCGCCCGCGCCCUCGCCCGCCGCCGCCGCGCGCGCGCCCGCCGCCGCGCCCCCGCCCGCCGCGCGCGCCGCCGCCCGCCUGCAGGCGCACGCGCGGCACUGCGCGCGGCGCGCCGCCGCCGUGAACGAGCGGCGCUGCUGGCGCCUGCCGCUGUGGGGCGCCGACCUGCGCGCGGCGCUGUGGGCGGGCGAGCCGCGCGUGCCGCCCAAGCCGCUGGCCGCGCUGCGCGACGAGAUGCUCGACGUCAUCGACAGGUUCGGCGUGUGCUGGAGCGCGUGCCGCGCCGCCGCGCCGCAGCUGGUGGCGGGCGCGGGCGGCGGCGCGCGCGACUGGCGGCGGCGCGCGGCGGCGGCCGAGGCGGCGGCGGCGGGCGCGGCGCGCGGCGCGCUGGCGCUGCUGCACGCGGCGGCGGCGCGCCAGGCCGUGGCCUUCCCGCACCCGCGCCUGCUGCAGUACGACUGCGGCAAGCUGCAGACGCUGGCCGCGCUGCUGCGCCGGCUCAAGGCGGGCGGCCACCGCGUGCUCAUCUUCACGCAGAUGACGCGCGUGCUGGACGUGCUGGAGGCCUUCCUCAGCCUGCACGGCCACGCCUACCUGCGGCUGGACGGCGCCACGCGCGUGGAGGCGCGCCAGCCGCUCGUGGACCGCUUCAACGCCGACGCGCGCGUGUUCGCCUUCCUCCUGUCCACGCGCAGCGGCGGCGUGGGGCUCAACCUCACGGGCGCCGACUGCGUCGUGUUCUACGACUCGGACUGGAACCCCACCAUGGACGCGCAGGCGCAGGACCGCUGCCACCGCAUCGGCCAGACGCGCGACGUGCACGUGUUCCGCCUCGUCACCGCCGCCACCGUGGAGGAGAACAUCCUGCGCAAGGCGCAGCAGAAGCGCGCGCUCGGCGCGCUGGCCAUCGACCGCGGCCAGUUCACGCCCGCGCGCCUGGCCGCCGCCGGCGUGGCCGCGCUGCUGGGCGAGCGCGCGCCCUCCGCGCCGCCCGCGCCCGACGAGCUGGAGCGCGCGCUGGCCGCCGCCGAGGACGAGGCCGACGCGGCGGCGGCGCGCGCGGCCCGCGCCGAGGCGCAGGGCGAGCUGGCCGAGUUCGACGAGACGCUGCCCAUGGACGACGCGGACGCGCCCGCCGCCGCCGACGCCCGCGCCGCGCCCGACGCGCCCGCCGCGCCCGCCGCGCCCGACGCGCCCGCGGCCCCCGCGCCCGACGCGCCCGACGCGUCCGCCGGCGAGUUCGCCGCGCUCAUGAAACAGCUGACGCCCGUGGAGCAGUACGCCAUGCGCCUGCUGGAGAGCAGCGAGGCGGCCGGCGAGGCGGAGCGCGCCGCGCUGGCCGACGUGCGGCGCCGCCUGCGCGACUGGGAGCAGGCGCGCGCCGCGCUGCGCGAGCGCACCGAGCCCGAGCCAGACCCCGAGCCCGAGCCCGAGCUCACCUACUGCCGCGACGACGCGCGCGUCAAGGUGUGGCGCAGCGGCGGCGGCGAGCGUAUGCCGCUGUGGGCGCCGCCCACGCCGCCCGCCGCCGACGGCGACGUGCACUGCGAGCGCUGGGCGCGCGCGCUCUACCGCCGCGGCGCCGCGCCCGACGCGCUGCUGCCGCCCUGCCGCUGGCCGCGCGCCCGCCCUCCGCGCACCCGCCCCGCGCCGCGCGCCGCGCCCGCGCCGCCCUCGCUGUUCGAGCGCGCCGGCCCGCGCCCGCGCGCGCGCGCCCGCCCGCCGCCCGCGCGCGAGCCGCCCGCGCCGCCGCCCGACUGGGCGCCCGCCGAGGACGCCGCGCUGCGCCGCGCGCUGCGCCUGCAGCGCCUGCCCGCCGAGCCGCCCGCCGCGCUCGCGCCCAACUGGGACUGGCUCGCCGACCUGGUGGCCGACGCCGCGCGCGCCUACCGCUCGCCGCGCGCCUGCCGCGAGCGCCACGACGCGCUGGCCGACCCCGAGCGCGCGCGCCGCAAGCACCGCAAGCCGCCGCCGCCGCGCCGCCGCGCGCCCGACGACGCGCCGCGCCCGCCGCUGCCGCGCCUCGACGCCAUGCGCGACGCGGCCGAGCGCCGCCGCGCCGCGCCCAAGCGCCGCCCGGACGACGCCGCCGCCGCCGCCGCGCGCAACCCCAAGCACGCCGCGCUGCUGCACGAGCAUGGCGUGGACUACGACGCGCCGCCCUCGCCCGUCGAGGUGGCCACGCGCCGCGCCGAGCGCAUCGCCAAGGAGAAACUGAAGGCGGCCGGCGCCGCGCCAGCGCCCGCGCCCGCGCCCGCAGCCGCGCCCGCGCCCGCCGCCGCGCCCGCCCCCGCGCCGCGCGUCGUGGUGGCGGCGGGCGAGGCGGCGCGGCGCGCGCGCUCCGACGCUCCGCGCGCGCCGGCGCCGCAGCCCGCGCAGCUGGUGUACCGACAGCAGACGCUGCCGUCGCGGCACCACCUCAAGAUCCUGCACCACGCGGCGCCGCCGCAGGGCCAGGAGCCCGCGCUGCGCACGCUUCAGCUGCAGCAACUGGCGCUGCGCCGCACGCGCGCCGCGCCGCCGCCCGCGCACGUGGUGCUGGCGCACCUGGCGCACCCGCCGCACGCGCCCGCCGCCGCGCCGCACCCGCCGCACCCGCCGCACCCGCCGCACCCGCCGCACACUGACUCGCCACAAUGACUUGAAAUAUACAAUAUGUACAAUACCA